AUGAUGUCCAACAACACUGACCAAAAGGACCCCCACAUCUCAAUCCCCAUCGCUCCUUCCACCACCAGCUCUACAGACACAACACCCACAAUCCACUCGACGAAAACCUUCAAGCCCCAUCGCCACCCAGAAAACGACACCAACACUGUACAAGACCCUUCCUCAAACACAACCACCACAACCACCCCCCUCCCCGCAGUCCCACAAGCCCUACACCUCAACACCUCCCACACCGCCGGAGGAGGGAUCAUCUCCAACUCUGUGGGUCGUCAUCGCCGUUCAUCUUCCUCCUCCUCCUCCUCCUACUCCUCCUCCUCCUCCUCGGCAUUCCAGGACGUUGACAUUGCCACCCUUCGCGCUUCCUCCUCCGAAGGAGGAGUUCUGUCGGACCCAUUGACGGACUCUACAUACUUUAACACUUCCCGUCGUCACUCCUCCGCUUCAACUGGAGGAUUCGUCUUGGAGAGCUCAACAAUGUCUUCAACACCCUACGAAUUCGAGAUGCAACGGUUCAACGCCUACGACGGGUCUGAACCCUCGACCGUAAAAGUCAUCACUACCAUCAUUCCCGCCCCUUCCUCCAAACCCACCACUUCCACUACCACCACCACCACCACAACAACAACAACAACAACAACCACAAGAGGAAACUCAUUCUUCACAGGCUGGAUGGCCGUCCCACCUUCACUGGCAGGACGCCCAAAACUGUCGCAGGAGCAGGAAGAUUACAUCCGGAAGGAGUAUGAGCGUGGGCCCGUGCCAUUGAUGUGGGCCAAGAAUGAUGAUCUCGAAAAACAAACUGCUUCUGCCUCGGCCGCCGCGACAGAAGCAGCAGCAGCAGCAGCAGCAGCUACUUCAUCGAGCUGGUUCGGAAACUGGGGUUUCCGUAGCUCCUCUGCAAGUUCCACAGCUGAUACUGAAGCCUCCGUCAUUACUCCUCCCAGAGCCACCGUUGCUCCUACCCCAUCCUACUCAGGCAGACGCGAAACUUCUCAAGCAUUCUAA
Molecule: messenger RNA, 1005 nt
Organism: Linnemannia hyalina
Lineage: Eukaryota; Fungi; Mortierellomycota; Mortierellomycetes; Mortierellales; Mortierellaceae
Source: the annotation of a GenBank genome assembly